UAUGGAACAUUUUUAGUUUUUCAAAUGAGCACUCUGGAUUUUCCAGUGACUGUCCUUUCACAUAAGCGAAGGGCUGUGCCUUUAAUUCAUUUCUCUGUCUCUAAAGCUGAAGAUGUUGGUGUCACAGAGCAUGAAGCAGAUUCGAGUGAAGCCGCCGCGGAUACCAAACCCUCAACGACUACCGAGAGACACAUCUCCAUCCAGACCAAACUGGAGGGACUGGAGAUGCUCGUUGACCUGAAUGAGGCAGGGCGGAAAUCUUGUCCUUUGUGCCCAGAGGAGAAGUUCAAAGCUUGCUACAGCCACAAACUGCGUCGCCACCUGCAGAACCUCCACUGGAAGGUCUUUGUAGAGUUUGAAGGAUUCAGGAUGUGCAUCUGCCACCUGCCCUGCAGAAACCUGAAACCAAGCGUCAACGGAGAUCAGGUCAGGAGACCCUCAUUUAAUCCGGACUGUGGGGGUGGAGCUUUGAGCCUAUUGGCUACCAGGGAAUGAAUGACAUCAGGAGGAAGAGUUAUGGUGACAAUAUUUUCAUUCCACAACAGGAUCUGCUGCUGGCUCAUCUAAUGUGGUGUGGGGUAGUGAUUAAGUGG
Messenger RNA from Oryzias melastigma (Indian medaka), 593 nucleotides. RefSeq names its product TRMT1-like protein. NCBI's taxonomy places the organism in Eukaryota, Metazoa, Chordata, Actinopteri, Beloniformes, Adrianichthyidae. The record is from RefSeq and is a predicted model, not a curated record. The coding region runs from base 25 to 495 and encodes 156 amino acids. The transcript is spliced from 4 exons.